Rhodotorula graminis WP1 is the source of this 1339-nucleotide messenger RNA. RefSeq lists its product as uncharacterized. The transcript has 5 exons. The record is from RefSeq and is a predicted model, not a curated record. NCBI's taxonomy places the organism in Eukaryota, Fungi, Basidiomycota, Microbotryomycetes, Sporidiobolales, Sporidiobolaceae. Bases 1 to 1134 code for a protein of 377 amino acids.
AUGGGCGGCUUGCUCUCCGACGAUACCCACCCUCAGCCUUCACCACCGACCCUCGCCAUGCCCGCACCGCCCGCCGUCGACCCGGCCGCCGCGCCCCUCGUCGUCAAGGUCGUCCCCCAGGAGCACUCUGCGUCGCGCCGCCUCCCGCAAGAGCUCGUGUCGCUCAUCCUCGAGUACACCGAGGACUGGGAACUCGCCCACGCCCUCGGCGUCCGCACCGCCCUCCCCGAACCCGCCCCGUGGCAAGAGUUCGCAACCCCGCUCGACCGCGCCAUCCUCCGCGCCGCCACCACCGCCUCGCUCGUCCCCGUCGAGUACGCCCGACUCGCCGAGGGGCACAAGACGCUCACCCAGUUCGGCGCGAGGGUCAUGCUCCGCCUCAGCCUCGUCGACGUCCUCGACUACUUCCUGCGCGAGGACGAGCACCAGCUCCGCGUCCAGUGCCAGGACCUCCUCCCCGUCGUCGCGAGCGCCUGGGGCCGCCUCGACGUCCUCGAAUGGGCCAAGAACUCGCGCUUCGGCCUGUCGCCCUCGCCAAAGACGACCGCUGAGGCCAUCGACGAGGCGUCCCGUCACGGUCAAGUCCAGAUGCUCGACUUCUGGCUCGAGUCCGGCGUCCCUCUUCAUUACUCGGACGCGGCGCUCCUCUCGGCCACGUUCAAGCGUCAGAUCGGCUCGCUCGAGUGGUGGAAGAACAGCGCACUCCCGCUCAAGAUCGGCAACGUCCUCGACUUUGCCUCGAUGGAGGGCUCGACCGUGUGCCUCGACUGGUGGGCGGCGUCGGGCCUCCCCGUGCGCUACUCCAAGGUCGCCCUGCACCACAUCUCCAAGACGGGCAACAUUGCGCUCCUCGACUGGUGGCGCGCGCACGCCAACCGGUUCGCGCUCGCGUACGACAAGGAGGUGCUCGUCGUCGCGACCCAGUUUGGCCAGGUCGCCGCGCUCGAGUGGUGGGCCGCGAGCGGGCUCGACAUCGAGUACCGCUUCUUCGAGGUCGAGGAGGCGCUCGAGGACAGCGUCGCCAACAAGGAGGAGACGCAGAAGUGGUGGGAGCGCCGCGGGUACGACAACAACCUGUCGACCAACGCGUGGAUGAAGGUCCGCAACCUUAACGACCGCGCCUCGCCCGUCUGAGGCUCUCUCUCUCUCGUACAUAGCGCACUAUCUCUCAUACCCUGUCUCUACUCGUUCAUCGCCCACCUCUCCCUUUGUCGUACCCCUUCUUCCCCUCCCUUGUUGCUCGGUCCCCCUCUCUCCCCUCGUCUGUCUCUCCCUCCUCCUCUUGUUCCUCUCGACUCUCUCACUCUGUCAUCUCGCAACGUCGGUGUCUUUCAUUUCA